Molecule: messenger RNA, 1547 nt
Organism: Caenorhabditis elegans
Lineage: Eukaryota; Metazoa; Nematoda; Chromadorea; Rhabditida; Rhabditidae
Source: the annotation of a RefSeq genome assembly
AUGCCUGAAGAAGCUCCCGGGGAAGCUACAGAAGAAAAAGCUGAAAAGGAAUCCGAAAAACUUUCUGAAAGUUCAACAGAUUCAAAUGCUGCCGAAAAUUUAGACAAUAAGGAAAACAUUAUUGAGUCUACUUUUAAAACUGCUAUUGACAAAGAGGAUACAAAAAGUUGCUCGGAGUGUACAGAGUUUAAAACUUAUAUGAAUAAUAUGAAAAGCGUGUUGGAAGAAGUUAAACAAGAAACAACUACGAAGCAAAAGUAUGCAGAGUUUGAAAUAAAUAUGUUGGGCUAUGAAGAUAAAUAUAGGAAAAUUUUGAAGACGUUAGAAGAGGAAAAAGAAAAGAACAAAAAAAGAGAUGAAGCUUCUAAAAAGACACUGAACUCGAAGAAUGAAGAGAUUGAACACUUGAAAAAACGAGUAAUUUCCUUGUCAAACAGUCAAUCUGAAAAUGAGACAAUGAAGUCUAAAAUCUCAAAACUUACUGAAAGCGAAAAGAAGCUUAAAGAAACUAAUGGAAAAGUGACCAAGUCACGGAAUCAACUUUCAGAGAGAGUUUCUGAACUUGAAGCUCAAUUGAAAAGAGAAGCAGAUACUGCUCAAAAACCAAAGCAAGCGGAUCCUGACUUGUUGAAUAAAGUUGGCAGAUUGAAUGAUCUGCUCACAAGCGAGAAACAAAAUACGCGUGUACUACAAGAAGAAGUAGCAAAAUUCAAAGCUGAAUUAGAAUCAACUAAUAAGACUAUGAAACAAAAACUAGUUCAUGAGAGAAAAACUCUUAUCAAAGAAAAACUGGAACAAGGGAAGGAGAUAACCCGGCUGCUUGAGGCAAAUGCGCAUCUAUCAAUUCAAAAUGAAGAACAAAAGAAUUUGAUUCAAAAUCUUCUUGAUCAACAACAAACAUCUACAUCUAAUGCUGUAGGUGCAUCUAGUUUUGGAUCAGAAACUGGUAGCUACAGAAAACAACUCUGGAAAUAUCAAAAAUUAAAAGAUUCAUAUAGAAAUGGUGUUCAAAAAAAGAAGCUGAAAAUAUGGUUCAUGAACUGAUCGCUCUGACCAGGACUGCUAAAAUCCAACGAUUCGCAUUGUUGGAGCUUGAGAACUACAAAACCAACAUAGACAAUUACUUGGAAACAGUUGAAACGAAUAUUCAAAAAGUUAAAAGAAACUCACUGGAUCUCGAACCACUUCCUGAGGAACCAAAAAUUUCCGAUAAAUUUAUGAGAUUGUACUUGAAUGAAAAGGAGAAACAACCAUCCACAUCUUCAAAAGCCAAGUUUCCAGACAAACCUGGAAUAUUAGUUGGAAAUUUCAGAAAGUCUCCAGGAAAAAAUAAUACGGUCACAGUUUCUGCUCCCAGCUCCGAGUUGGACGACACUGAAUGUGCAAUUUGUUUGGAAGAGAUGUACAAUUUCAAAGAGACGAUAAAAUGUGAAUGUAGACGGCGUUUCCAUUCAAAAUGUGCAACAAAAUGGCUCAACGAAAAAAGAGAAUGUCCAACAUGUAGAAAAUUGAUGUUGAACCCCAGCGACUAUCCACCAUUGAAAUGA